This is a messenger RNA of Durusdinium trenchii, 3761 nucleotides long. The record is from the annotation of a GenBank genome assembly. Lineage: Eukaryota; Dinophyceae; Suessiales; Symbiodiniaceae.
AUGGCGUCCACCUUGGAAUCUGAAGCCUCAUUCAAGGCCAGAGCAAAGGAGAUUGGUUUGGCCGAGACAGUUGUGAAUGAACUGGUCGCAAAUGGCGUGAAAUCUUUCGGAUCAUUGGCCUUCAUCACCCCCUAUCGACCGGGCCAGCCCGGCGAGGCCCCACUGAUAGAGGCUUUAAAGAAGGCGCUGAAUAGGGACCCAACAAACCCAGAGUUGAUCAUUUUGAGACGCUUGUUUUUCGAGAGUUGCGCAUUAGCUUUGUCCGACAUGAAGCAGCGCACUGAACGGGAUGACACUUCAGAACCAACAAGGAUGCCAGUCGCUGAAAGAAACGCACGGUUGAGUGAUCAGAAAAACCGACUUACUGGUCUCCAUUUUUCUCCAGAGAAUGAGCCGAGUCACAAGCUGGUCGACAUGAUUUGUCAGAUGGGGGUUGAUCAAACUCUUGAAUGGAUCCCUUGGGAGAAGUUGACUAGCCGUGCAGCCGAAAUCACUCACUCGCAGAAGGACUUCAAGAUCUCUUUCGACUCCCAAGGUGGAUUGAAAGUUGCACCCAAGCAUCAGACACCAGAUGCAGUCAUCACAGGAGAGAUGAAAGUCCGUCAAGCCCUCAAUCGUCGCGCCAGAGCUCUCGAUUUAGCAGCAAUUUGUGGCUACAACAAAAUGGAGGAAUGGCGUGAACGUGUUUUUGAGAUUGUAGGCAGAGAACCAGCUCCCAAUGCCUUGCCAGUUUCGUUGCAUCAGGUGAAAGAAGCGGACAAGGCCUUGUUCCGGCGAUUGGCAGAGAAAACGCGAGGUGGCCUGGUGAGACUUGCAGACGGGACCAAGCCCAUGGAGAAAGAAUUUGAGGAUUGUAUGAACCACCCUGAGGUCCAGUUUUGUUUGAUCCCCAUGGUUCGAACAGGAAAAUCUGCCAAUGAGAACAAUCAUGUAAGUUAUGCGAACCCUUCAAAAGGGAAGGGAAAAGGACAUGGUGUGAAGAAGGACUUCAACAAGGACAAGGGCGCAGGGCAGCAGUUGCAGUUGCCUCCAAAUUGCAAUCAGAUGACAAAGGAUGGAAAGCCCAUUUGUGAAAGCGAGUACCCGCUGCUCCUUUGUCAGCGAUUCGUUGCACUCAUCAAGAGCCACUUGGUGUCAACAUUUUCCUUCAAUCCGCAAGUCGCGCAGCCUGGAGCGCACCAGCAAUCUCGCAAGCAUCGAGCUUUGAUUCCCGAAUACCAUAGGUUCCAUUUGUCAUUGCCAGAGCACGCCAGAGAAGUGCUGAAAGGUAAGAGAUUGCUCCUGUUCAAACAUUUGCUCCAAGAAUCCGGGUGCCCUGACCUGGAAGCCUUCGACUUAAUGCAGGGAGUACAUCUCGUGGGGGUGGCAACAAGAUCGCCCUUUUUCGGAGACAAAAUUGUGCCAGCUACCACCACGCCAGAGUUUGCUGUGUUGUCAAACAAAUGGCAACGGAAAAAGAUCGAAGCAAAGAACAUCCAUGCUGACGAUCCCGAGCUGUCAAAAACCCUAUGGGAAACGAUUAUGCAGGAAGUUGACCGGGGGUUUUUGCAAGGGCCGUACGAGUCGCUUGAAGAGGUGCACCAAGUCUUGGAGGCCAAAGGCACAGUGUGUAGUAGAAGAUUUGCCAUAAUGCAGAGUGGGAAACCUCGCAUAAUCGACGACUUGAAGGAGAGUGGUGUAAAUAGAGCUUUCACAGCAGUAGAUCGCUUGACCUUGCACGACAUUGAUUAUGUGACUUCCUUUUGCCAUUUCAUCACAACUACCAUCAAACAUGCUUUGGAAUCCUCGGAGAAAACAGUAGAAGUGAAGUUGAAGGAUGGUUCAAUUCUUCGAGGUUCAUUGCAUUCAGACUUCCAUGAGCCAUGCGUGUGGAAGGGCCGUUGUAUUGACCUUUCAAAGGCAUACAAGCAGAUCCCUGUCAGCAGCCAGUCCAGGAAGUUUGCAGUGCUGAUGGUGCACCAUUUCGAGACAGAGAGGCCUGUGUAUUUCCUGAGCCGAAGCUUGCCCUUUGGGGCAAGUGCGAGCGUUUUUGGUUUCAACCGCAUCUCCAAAAGUUUGUGGCACAUUGCUACGAAAGGAUGCUUGAUGAUGGGAGGCGUGUUUUUCGAUGACUUCCCUAUCGUAGAGCCGGAGUCCUUGUGCUCCCUUGCAUCGAAAUCGGUAGAGGGUUUGCUGAAAGCUUUGGGGUGGCAAUAUUCAGAUGAUCCGAAGAAAGUCGUUCCCGUCGAUUAUGCCUUUGACGUGCUUGGAACCAGGAUUGAUGUUUCAGGACUGCAUGGAAGAUCUUUCAGCUUAGAAAACAAACAGUCAAGGUUGGAAAGAAUAGAUGCCUUGCUGAAAGAAGUGCAAGAAGCAGAUGCGAUUUCCAAACGACAAGCUCAGGUGAUCCACGGAAACUUGAACUUCGCGAUGAGCUUCUUUUUGGGACAUACCAUGAGAAUUGCUGCCAGAGCGUUCGCUGCCCUUACGAUGGACAAUUGCAAACCGGCUCCAGGCCAGAUCACUGACCUGUGUACAUGGGCCAGGGGGGUUUUGCAGUUUUUGGCACCAAAGGUCAUAGAUCCCAGUGGUGAUCCCAGACCGGUUGUCCUUUUCACAGACGCUGUGUAUGAAGAUGAUGUAGCGACUUGGGGAAUGGUUUUGCUGGACCCUGUCACCGACACCAGAACCGCUGUGGGUGGCCGAGUUCCAGACUUCCUUGUGCAGAAAUGGCAUGCAUUGGGGAGUGAUCAGGUGAUAACGCUUGCCGAAGCUUUUGCCGCGUUGCUGGCGCGAAUUGUCUUCAGAAGCUAUAUAUCUCAACGGAGAGUCUUGAUUUUUGUAGACAACGAAGGAGCUCGUCACUGCCUGAUCAAGGCUACAAGCCAAACGUUAGCUUUGUUGCAGAUAGUACAACUUUUCCAUGGCUGCGCUGAAGUUGAUCGCUGCAUACCUUGGAUAGAACGAGUGCCGUCAGCUUCGAAUGUUGCAGACUUGCCAAGUCGAAACAAGACUGAAGAAGCCAUGGCCAUAAUAGAUGGCAGUCCUUGGACCUCAGAAGUGGAUGUAGAAGCUGUGGCUGAGAUGUGUUGCAAUUUCAAUGGAUUGCCCAGGAUCCUAACGAAACUUACAUGCAAUGCCUUUGAAGCCUCUUUUGAUCCACUUUUACAUGACGACAACACAGGGGACUAAACGGGUCAUGUGCCAUGGCAACACCCAACUGCUUGGUUGGAACCAGCAAGGCACUUUCAUUCCAACAAUGGAUAACACAUCCAAAACAUGUUGUGAGACCGAAUUCUCCCUUGACCAAUCAACUGAUUGAAUGCAGAAAAGAUUAAUAAAUAAUAAAAUAGUAUAAAUCUUUAAAAGAUUUAUAUAAGCUUUGAAUAUAUUUAAUGGAUUUAUAUAUUCAAAUCUCCUGGGUAUAUUCUUAUAUGAACCCCUGAAACGAGUAAAGACGGUGCACAUACCCAAAGGGGAUGAAGCAGUCUUUUAGAGUUUCACAGAGGCAAAGCAGAUUGCCUCGGGGGUGAAAAAAAAAGAAAAAAAGGAAAAACUUUUCCAAACAACUGUACUUUGGAAACCGGACCGAACACCUUUGUCGGUAAAAAAAAGAAAAUAGAAAAGUUGAAACAACUCAAAAGACCUUUGCCCAUUUUGUCCACAGCCAUAUUGUGUUACCCACGCAGUUUGGCUGGGAGGGUGAGGAGGGCAAUGGCCCUUUUUGUAGUUUCAAUCAUUGGCCCACCCAAUUUGUCAACUGCUUCCUUGCCAAAUUUUCC